AUGUCGCUGCUAUGUGCGCGGGUGCUGCCGCUCUCGCAGCCUGCCAUCACGCAAGCGCUGCAGUCCACUGCGGGGUGGCGCAUGGAGGGCAACAUCAACAAGAGCGCGAUCUGCAAUGAUUUUGAGUUUCAAAACUUUAAGCAGGCGAUGGAUUUCAUGAAUGCUGUUGCUGCCGACUGUGAGACAGCAGGGCACCACCCAAGCUGGACGAACACGUACAAUAAGCUUCAUGUGCGACUCACCACACAUGACGCCGGGGAUCGUGUCACACAGAAAGACAUUGACUUAGCUCGGCGGAUGAAUGAUGUGUUUAAAGAGAUGUCACGUCCCAAGUGA
Messenger RNA from Trypanosoma rangeli, 336 nucleotides. Its product is annotated as pterin-4-alpha-carbinolamine dehydratase. Gene Ontology annotation, molecular function: 4-alpha-hydroxytetrahydrobiopterin dehydratase activity. The transcript has a single exon. The coding region runs from base 1 to 336 and encodes 111 amino acids. NCBI's taxonomy places the organism in Eukaryota, Euglenozoa, Kinetoplastea, Trypanosomatida, Trypanosomatidae. Gene Ontology annotation, biological process: tetrahydrobiopterin biosynthetic process. The record is from RefSeq and is a predicted model, not a curated record.